AUGGUGGUCAAGAUCCGUCUCGCCCGAUUCGGGCGCCGGAACUCCCCAUUCUACAACAUCGUCGUGGCCCAUGCACGCACGGCACGAAACUCUCGCCCCCUCGAGGUUCUCGGCACCUACGACCCUGUUCCUAAGCCAGAUCCCUACGACAAUUCCGGGAAGCUCCACAAAGACAUCAAACUCGAUACACAGCGUGCCAGAUACUGGAUAGGCGUCGGCGCCCAGCCAACCGACACAGCAUGGCGACUGCUGUCCAUGAUUGGAAUCCUGCCGAAGAAGGCAUUCGGACCCAAGCCCAGCGAGAGAAAUGGCACGGUCGAAGCGACAAAGGUCAAAAUUCGAUAA
Molecule: messenger RNA, 345 nt
Organism: Metarhizium album ARSEF 1941
Lineage: Eukaryota; Fungi; Ascomycota; Sordariomycetes; Hypocreales; Clavicipitaceae
Product: ribosomal protein S16
Exons: 2
Coding region: 1-345 (114 amino acids)
Biological process (GO): mitochondrial translation
Cellular component (GO): mitochondrial small ribosomal subunit; ribosome
Molecular function (GO): structural constituent of ribosome
Source: RefSeq, a predicted model, not a curated record